UCCACAUUUCACCCUUCAAAACGUAUGUUUACAACCCCGCUUCUAAGCAACAUAAUCAUUACCGCACCAAAACCUAAUGAUUGAAUUCCAUGCUCCAAAAAAAAAGUUAAACACCAUCAGUUUCAAUCACACAAGAGCACAAAAGCCGUCUAAGCAACGGUGUCCUCCUCAAAGAGCGCCACUCGAGCAAAUCCCCGAGCCCUGAAAGCCAUCUCCACUGUGAUUGGCUGUCACAGACUCCACCCCCGGUGUGUGUGUGGCGAUUGGCUGUGGUGAGAGCCGUCUCGAGGGCUGAAGAGCCCAUCGAGUGAAGGGCGCCUCUUCAGUGGCUCUCCAGAAGCUCUCGACAACUCGCGUGCCGGUCCACUUGAGUCGAUAACAGUGCGGUGGUUGUUUGUGACACAAAGUGGCCGAGGAAGACAAGCCAAGGGACGACGCCAUGCCUCCGGCGUCGGCACACGCCGCCUCCACCACCUCUUCGGCGGCGGCGACGACGGCGGCGCUGCUCGCCUGGCCGCCGCUGCUGCUGCAUCCGUGGGCGCCGGCUCUUCUGCCGGGGGCCUGGUGCUCCUCGGCGAUUAGAUCCGCUCUGCCAGGAUUGUUGGAUAGUAUGAAGAUGACUGGACCGAUGGGAAAUCCCAGACAACCGGCAGGUUUUGCAAUUAGCGAUAUUUUGGAAUUGGAUCGAAACAGUAAUGUGGGUAUUGAAGCACCCCCGACGGACGCACCCUUGUAUCAUCCCUCACAUGACAUUUCGGGGUAUGUGCCCCUUUCCAGGCACUGGCCCACGCCGACGGAAGCUUUACACUCCCAUCACCAGCACAUUCCUCCCCAUCCUGCCCAACUCAGCCCCGACAGCACCAGCCCCGCCAUCUCCGAGCGAUCCAGCGUCGACCCCAUCGGUCCCGUUGACAACCUUCCCUCCAGCGCCUCCAACCCGGCCGUCAGCGAACGCGACCCCGACGAAGACAACUCCGAAGACUCCAAAGAUCCCCACCUCACCGACCAGCAAGCUAGCGGUCACAAGAAACGCAAACGACGAGUGCUUUUCUCCAAAGCGCAAACCUACGAGCUGGAAAGACGGUUUCGACAGCAGCGCUACCUCUCCGCUCCAGAAAGGGAACAUCUAGCCUCUAUCAUAAGGCUAACACCGACCCAAGUGAAAAUUUGGUUCCAAAAUCACAGGUAUAAGACGAAAAGGGCGCAACACGAAAAAGGGAUGCACGACCAACAAAACAACAACCCCUUGCCGUCGCCGCGACGCGUCGCGGUACCGGUUUUGGUCCGCGACGGCAAGCCCUGUCUCAGUGGGGGCCCAAAGCACCCCGAUCCGGGCUCCCUGCAGGUCCCCGGAGCCCCCAUGAUGAUGAGUUCGCAUGGGCCCCUCAUGUACGGCCAACCAAGGGUUUGGUGGUGAUUUUUUCAAUGUUCCUCAACCAAAAAAAAUAUUUCUUUUCCUCCGAAAUGUAAUAAAAUAUAAUCAGUGCGAUCAGAUAAUUUCGACUAUUGUGAGUGAAUCAAGGUCGAGUGAGUUAUUUUGUUGUUUCGGUCAGGUCAGGUCAAAUCUAUUAUGUUUUUCGAUGUAUUUAAAAAACUUUGUAAAUGAUUGUAUAUGUAUGUAAAUAGGAGUUGUAGACUUGUGUACAGUAGGUUAGAAUGGUUAAAUUCAGUGGCCGAUGUUCUAGUCUACAUUUUUUGUGGACGUUUGAUACUUACGUUCGUUCUCAAUUGUACAAAUUUAUUUAUUAAUGCGUAAUAAAAGACAUUUCACCACU
Molecule: messenger RNA, 1775 nt
Organism: Tribolium castaneum (red flour beetle)
Lineage: Eukaryota; Metazoa; Arthropoda; Insecta; Coleoptera; Tenebrionidae
Product: ventral nervous system defective
Exons: 4
Coding region: 440-1417 (325 amino acids)
Biological process (GO): regulation of transcription by RNA polymerase II; cell differentiation
Cellular component (GO): nucleus
Molecular function (GO): RNA polymerase II cis-regulatory region sequence-specific DNA binding; DNA-binding transcription factor activity, RNA polymerase II-specific
Source: RefSeq, a predicted model, not a curated record